Messenger RNA from Liolophura sinensis, 4323 nucleotides. RefSeq lists its product as uncharacterized. Gene Ontology annotation, biological process: mannosyl-inositol phosphorylceramide biosynthetic process. NCBI's taxonomy places the organism in Eukaryota, Metazoa, Mollusca, Polyplacophora, Chitonida, Chitonidae. The transcript is spliced from 2 exons. Gene Ontology annotation, molecular function: mannosyltransferase activity. The record is from RefSeq and is a predicted model, not a curated record. The coding region runs from base 88 to 1131 and encodes 347 amino acids.
AAAAAAAAACACGGACAUCAAACGAAGCGGACGAAUCUCAUGAAAACUUGUAAAAAGAAAUUGUAGGUCUUGAUGAAACCCAUCUAGAUGAAGACUGUACGGUGUAAACUGCCCCGACUAACCAAGAGUAACCUCAUCACAUUGGCAGUUGUGGUCAUCAUCAUUGCCCUCCUCCAUGUUGUGAUUCAGUUUGAGCAAGAUUCUCAAGAAGAUCUCAGCAAUUUAGAUUUUCCUGGGGAGAACUUAGCUUUACCACGCUCUCUAACACCAUUAGAAGAAUUUCCAAAGAGUGGGAAAAGCCAAAUUCCUAAGAUCAUUCACCAGACUUGGGCAAAUACCAAAAUCCCCAACUCCCUGGUGCCGUUCAUCAAUUCUUGGACAUCACAUCAUCCUGACUGGGAAUACUGGUUUUGGACAGAUGAUUCUGCUAGAGAGCUCAUCGCUGACAAGUUCCCGGAGUACCUGUCCAUGUUUGAUUCAUACACCGAGGGAAUCAGGAGAGCUGAUGCCUUGCGGUAUUUUGUUCUGUACGAAUAUGGUGGUGUGUAUUCUGAUUUGGACUUAGAAAACCUUCAGUCUUUGGAGCCUAUGACACGGAAAUAUUCCUGUUUUAUUGGUCAGGAGCCAUGGGAACAUCCCAUACUGGACUCAAACUUUGAAGGUUUGGCCAUAAACGCCAUCAUGGGUUGCAACAAGAAACAUCCAUUCAUGAAAUUUGUGAUGGAAAAUCUCCCAAAUUUUGCCCAUAUGUGGAAUGUAUUAGACAGCACUGGUCCUCACUUCAUCACACUUCUCUAUCGUUCCUACAUAAAAUCUGUGAAAGAACCAUUAGAUCCUGGAGGCGUCUAUUUAGCUCCGGCAGAAUAUUUUUUUCCAACUUUAGAUCCAGUGAAAUUCUUUUAUUUUAAGCAGAAAUGUUACAAUUAUAAAAGUUUAAGUCGACUACAGCAGAAGGCUUGUAUGUCCUUAAAACUGAAUGGUAUGGUAAGGGAGCCAUUGUCAUAUUCCUUUACAGUUCAUCAUUGGAUACAUACUUAUUUAAGAUUCAGUUUUAAUUUCUUUCAGUCCAAAACUGAUAUAUCUGAAGUAGUACCAAACUUCAAGAUGUAUGGUGAGAAAAACAGAAAAUAGGUAAGGUGACACAAGUUUUAUUUUGUGUUUUAAGGGCGAGCCGACUCUAGAAAAUAUAAAUAAUGGAAAGAAUUGAAACUGAAAAUCCACCUAUUUAUUUUGUCCGAUCUCCAAGUAUUGAUGAAUUUCCUGUUAUUUUAGGCUUUCCUAUCAUGUAAAUAUUUCUUUGACAGGGAAAAUCGAUAGUCCAGAUUUUCCACAAAUUGGAUGAUUUCAAGUUUUUAUUUUUAUACCUUCUCACAACAUUGAAAAAGGUUUUAUUCUGCCCAUAAAACAACAAUUAAAAAUUGGUGAGGUCAUGAGUUUGAAUGUGUAAGCAGUUGUAAGGUAAAUUAAGCAUCAUUGAGUGGCUGCUGUUGAGCAUUCUGAGGGUGGGUUAAAUAGAACAUUCCACAUCUUUGUGUCUCGUACAUAGGGGCUGCUCAUAAAUUAUGUAUGCUGGUAAUCUGGGAUUUUCAUCCACCAUGUCAGCUUAAUCAGCAUUGAUUGUCACACGAUCUUACAAUGGCAUUUGUCAAAUGGUGGUGGCUGAAAGUACUCUUACUCAUGGUCACAUCUACAAUGGUAUUGGAAUUGAUCGACUUACCUGCAACCAUUCUGGCAGCUAAUAUUGCUGAGCAUUCCGUGCAUCGCAAUGAAUUGCAAUUGCAUUGUGACAAAUGUAUGCCACAAUAAACCUGGCCCCAUGUUACAAAACUGUGCAGUAUUCUUACCACAUAUAAUGCCAUCCUGACGUGGGUUUAUAGACCCUAUGAUGUUUUACUUGAGCAACUUGUAUUCCAUAUAAGGAGUUCUUGUGGUGGGUUAUAUGGAUAUUCUCCUCACUCGGAAGCAUCACCACUUACAUACUUUGGUCGGGACUCUGCAUUUCUAUGUACAGAGAAUGUUUAAGUCCAUUAUACGAUUUUGGAUCCAGAUUUAUUGUUUUGUACUUACACCAAUCAAUGACCACCCUCUCCUCCCUCUGUGUGCACCACACCCUCACCCUUCCGCCCCAUAAUAGUUCUGUGCUUACGGGAAUAAUUAUGUUUAAAAAUUGUUUCACAAGUUUGCCUUUUUUUUCAAAGUUGUGUAAAUAUUUUUCAAGUUGUCUGUAAAAAGUUUGCAUGUCUGUAAAAGUAAUCCUGUCAUGAUUUUUAGUUUCUGAAAGAUGUUUGAUAUUUCUGUUCAUGAAUUUUCUUUCCAUGAUUUUUUUUAUUAAGUUUCAGUUAAAUUAUGAAUAGUAUAUCAAAAUGUAAUGUCUGCUGAGAAAGGUUGUCAGAGUUAUUAUCAACACUCCAGGAAAGCAGGAAACAGGGAUGCUUCUGUAAUCACCAAAUAUUUCUCUAUUUUUUUAUUUAUUUUUUUAUAUGUGAUUUUGUCUGGUCUUUCAGCAUUCAGCAAUGUUAUACAUGGUCUCCAAGAGUACUUAAGAACUCCUAAAAAAUGCAAUCUGAAUAGCUUUAUUUGUGUAUGUUUUCAUGUUAAAAAAAUAUGUGUACAAAUUAUUUCUUUCUCCCACCAUAAUGCUAGCCGCCGUCAUAUAAGUGAAAUAUUCUUGAGUGCAGCGUAAAACUUAAAUAAAUAAAUUUGUUCAACAAUUUGUUCUGUCUCAAAAUGUUGUGUUAUGCUCAGUGUUAAUAGUUAUAUUUUGCCACUCUCUCUUGCUCUCUAAAAUGCAAUAUGUCUUCCAAAUUUUAUAUAAUGUAUUGUCCAUGUGUGUAUGGUUGUUAGUUAUGAGGCCGAUAACACUUGAUUCCUUGUUUCCCAUCAAAUCAUUAUGGAACAUUGGUGCAGACGGCAGAAUAAUUUACAUUUUUCGUUAUCAUUAUUUUCUGGUAAUGUCAAAUAUUGAAAUAAUGAGUUCUUAUGCACAUGAUAAAAUGACAUGUGGGUGGGUGACAGGAAAAAAGAAAUCUUGUGAUUCGCCUAAGAGAUUGAAAUCCAAGUUUAUGCUUUUGUAUGUGUGUAUGUGUCACAACUUGGCCGAAAACAAACUGUAGGUUGCCAGUAAGUGUCCGUAAUCUAUGCAUAAACACUACACCUUAGGUACAAAUGCACUUAUGUAUGUAAGGAUGUUAUUUAACAUCUUUUUCACACCACCAUAGUGUAUUUAAUCUUUGUUGCAUUUUGCCAAAUCAGUAAUUAACAGGUUCUGCAAAUUGAAUGCUUAGUUUGAAUUUUAGUUUCAUUGUUUGAGUUGUGUUAGUGUUCCAAUCUCUCACAAUUGUCUACACAGACACUGCUUUGAACUUUUUGUUAUUUUGUAAUUUAAAUCUGGAAGACAAUGGGAACAUAACAUCUGCAUUCUGUAUCAUAAGAGGCCAGAUUCAGAUAUACAUAUAUACAGUAGUAUUCUUCAAUCUUUUCGCCUGUUUGCAGGGUGUUUAUUCAAGCAUAUGCUGGAGGCAUUAUUGUGUGUCGACUAACGAAAUUAUACAGUUUGUGAAGCCCUGACAAUGACCAAUCCAACCAGUGUUGUUUUGUCUAAAAACACAAAUCAAGAAUGUGCAUAAAUUGCCAAAAGUAUAGAUACUUCAAAUUAUGAUAGAGGAAUAUUGAUGCACAGCAUGUGCCAAACCACCACUGGAAACUUAUGUUAACAUAGGUUGACGUUUAUGAAACCUGCUACCCUGGGGAACCUAGUUGAGUUGAUGUAUAAAACAGUGUUGAUCCAAAAUUCUGCUAUUAUUAAAUUUUUAUUUUCUGUGCAUUUAUUCAGGUUAAUAUUUAGGAUGUUUUCAAUAAACAAAUAAAAGUCUUCUGACCACUUGUCAAAGUAUGGACCCAAAAGACUUUCCUCCACCUCAAAAUUAGCACGCCUCUGGAGAUUUUGAAGGUUCUGCACAUGCCUCAUGUAUUUUGCCAUUAAUCAUAUAAAAUAAAUAAACACUGCAAUGGGUGCUGGUAUUGUAAGAAAUGUUGCCUGUCUGACUUGUUAACAAAAUCUAAAAUUUGCUCUUUUAUUUUGCUCUUGUGGCGAUUUGCCUUUCUGAUAAAUUACAGGCCAUUACUCAUAUUCUCCAUGACUGACCUUAUCAGUUAUGUUUGCUCCUAGUGAAGAAAGCAUGCGAUUCACUCCUGACUUCUAUAGUUUGUUGCGAGAAAUCAGCAUGCUUUGAUGUUACAAAAUUGUGAUGAUUAUAUGUCAAGUCUUGUCUCUAGAGCUCACUGAGGUGAUGAUCAUGACAAUCUGAUGACGAUAUUUUUGUA